AAAGUUUCAAAAGCAGGGAAAACAGUGAGAGAGAAAAAAGGAUAAGAACCUCGCAAGCUACGAGAGUGAGUUGAAAAAAUUGGGCCCAUACCAAGCAACAAGCAAACCUUUUUUUGUUGCCCUUUUUGUUUUGACUUUUUUUUGGUUCUAUUCGCUCUAUUCUACUGUCCUAGGUAGACAGGAGUAGGAGACAGGAAUAAGUAGGUCUUUAGAUCCGAAUUGCGAUGAAUGAACAGGUUUCCGUUAUUGGUUUUGUUUAUCCCCUUAAUAGGGUUCACACUUCCUCUGCCAUUCUAUCGAACGCACCAGGAACUGUUUCAUCUCAGUAGAGACGCACACAUGACACGAACAGGCUUUCUACUUUUUUGGGACCCUAGAAUUCGUCCCUUGCAUGCUCUUCUCAAAUUGAUCCUUUAUAUAAAAGAUUAAGAUUAACGUUUGCAUUUUCUAUUAUUCCCUCAUCAAACACAAACUGCUUCUUGCUCAAACUUACUUACAACGAACUACUCUUUUCAAUGCACCACUUGUAGUGUUGUGAAGAACGAACGCUAGAAUUUGAAUGUUGUACAACCACUCAGAUUUGAAUUUUGCCUAAUAAAGUUUCUAUUUCGAAGAUCAUUGACGCACUGUUGGAGUUGGACUGCUAUUAAAGUUGAAUCAAUACCUAUUUUGACUCUACUACAGAACUAGAAAAAGAUGGACGCAUGGACAGCAAACCUUUUAGGUGGGGACAAGGGUGCCCCAUCUAGCCUUGAGGAGUUGCUCUUUGGCGGAGGUUUCAGCCUCAAGGAUCUCCAAGAAAAGCACCAGUUGCUCUCAGCACGUGGCGGGGGGAACAACAACAUUAUGACUUUGAUGAAUCUGACUUUUGGCUAUCUGAGUGAAGUUGUAUGUAGUUCUUGGUGAAACAAAAUAUCCAGCUCGCUCUAGUUUCUCAUUCCUAACUAGGGACCACUACCCUGCUGAUCAUCUCUAGCAAUUUUCGAUUUCUUCGAGAUCGAAAAUCCCUCUCUGUCCCCCGUCUCUCUAAGGACCACAACAACCAGUCCUCGUCUACCAAUAUGGGUGGCAUGUCGGGAAGCACGAGUUUGUCGAACAUAAUGGGUGGUGGAGGCAAUCGAGAUGACAUCUCCGACAUCUUCAACACCGACUGGACAACACCAUCUAAAACGUCCUCCUUCGAUGGCUCUGCAUCCGGUUCUUCCACUCUCGAUUCGAUGUGGGAUGCUUUGGGAUUGUACUCAGUUUUUUCGAGGAGGACUUUAGAAUAGAGGUUCUUCUAUUGGGAGUUCUGAUAAUGAGAAUGUUGAUUGAUUGUGUAAUAUGCACGUAGUUGUGUCUAGUAUCUUCAUGCAAUGGCUGUUCUGUAUUAAGCAUCUGGAAUUUCGUUUGCUUAAAUUGUUUCUCCACUAAUCUCAGGCCCAGCGCCAGCGAAAAUUUUUCGGGUAUGCAAGGAGGCGGCAAAGGUGGAUGGCCAUCGAGAAGUUGGCAAAAUCUGGACUUUGGAAAGGGUACCUCGGACUUUGGGAAGGGUAAUUCUUCUGAUCCUGUUGCUUUUGUUGAUUCGGAGUGGACGGACAUAAUUUCAUCUUAAUAUUCAUUAAUGCCGCAGUAAUAUAGUAAAAGUUGGUUCCGAUUAUCGAUCUGGGAAGUUGUCCUUAUACAAUUCUCUAUUUGGGAAGAUGUCUAUCAUCUGGCUCAACAUCCCUUGAUACCACACAGGCGGUGCGCACUCUCGCCAACACUCCGCUCCGCCAGCCGCGAAGGAUGAGAAGAUUGAAAAGUUGAUGAUGCUUCGUCGCCUCGAAGACAGUAUGCGAUCUGCUGGAGCGAGUGAUGAUCAAAUCGCUACCGCUUUGGAAUCCCUGUUGUGGAAGGACAUGAGUACUGAUUCUUUGUAUUAUUUGGGUUUCAGUUUGGAUUUAUGCAACAUUCUUUGUAAGUAUUCGGGUUUCAUCACAAGGAUAUCAACAGAUCACUUACCACCUGGGUUUACAACUUUUAGCCUAUAUUUUCUAUGCAAGAAUAAAUAGUGUUCGGGUUUCAGAAACUAAUUCGGAUUUACAAUAAAAUAGAAGAUCAUGGGAGAAAGAAGAACAAGAUGAAGAAGGAAGUGAGGAAUUGCACUGAUUCGGGUAGACAUCCUCGUUUCGUAUGUCUGAGGCAUGCUCGCAUCCUUCCAUUUUUUGAAUCCCACAUAAACCCCUUUAGGCACAAUCCAACUAGGCACGCAUUCCCCGUGUCGGGUCCUUCACUCCUCGGUUUCCUAUUCAAAUUAAAUAUAACCACUUCCAGAAGGUCAAAUGCGCGGUGGUUCCAGCAACUACAAUGAAGCUCCAAGCAGUUCCUAUGGGCCAGAAAGCCGUGGACGUAUGGGUGGAAUGCGCCAUGCGCCCUAUGGUAUUUACAGCAGACUUCAAGUUUCUUUCCAUCACAGUGAAACAGGAUCUUGUCCAAUGAAGAUGUGAAAAAACAAGUUCGUUGUCAUGUAGUUUCUCCCGGGAUCUUCGAGUUUCCCUCAUUCAGUCUAUCCUCUCCAAACCCCGCACAGAAAUGAACAAAGGCGGCCAUCACAACUACGAUAAUGACGCUCCUGCCGCUGCACCGGGUCAAGUUGAUCGCCAUUGUUUCACGUGCUCUCGUACCUUCGACUUCCGACGCACGCAUUGUGACAGUUGCCGUGCUCCAUUGAGCAUCGUGGACUCGAAGCAGAAUAACUGGGAAUGCCGUAUAUUUUGUUGAAAUUUAUCGAUUUAAAUUGUAGUCCUGGAUGUUUUUUUAGGUCAGUAAUUCUUGAACCAGCAUAAACAUUUUGUACAUACUUGAAAAACCACUAGUAGUACAUGCAUCAAAGUAACUGUAUCUCAGAGUAUACUUAGUCUCUUAUGUAAAGAGAACAAAAAAGUAGUCUCUCUCUCAUCUAGAGAAAACAAAACAAAGUAACUCAGAGUAUAGUCUCUCAUCUAGAGAAAACACCCAUCACCCACACAGCCUGCGGCAACCAGAACUGGUUAUGGCGAAAGACCUGCCGUCGUUGCCAGAAGCCGAAGCCGCUAUCUAUGCCGUCCAAUCCUACGGAGAAGAUCCUGGAAGACCGCAUGAGCAACUACAAGGGCUACAAAGGCUACAAGGGAGACCACUACAAUAAGGUUAUGGCUCUUGGGUGAGGAGGAGAUGAAAUGAAUGUGACAAGAACAUGGAUGUGACACCUGUGGUCGAAUGAUUGAUGAAGAAACUGAGACUCCACAGAGUUGUAGUAGAACAAGUGUCAAAAACUCGUGGUGAACUAACAAUGGCAUUUUAGUACUUAUGUUGAUGAAAGCUAGUUUAGGGAUUUUUUUUCCCUCUGCUCUAGGACCUGCAGGGAUUGUUCUGUUUGUUCCCUCUCUAGGAGUACUUGGUGCAACUUCUAACACCAGCCACGACUACAAGGGCCACGAUUGGAAAGGUCAGGACUCGUGGACUAGCUCGGGAAAGGGAGAUUUCGGCAAGAGCAGCAGCGCCUAUCGGGAACAUGCACGUGAACUGAUGCUACUUUUAAGGCUUUUUACCCUUCUGAAGCUUCUUCUUCUGAACAAGCAUCUUGGAGUUGGAACAACUGUCCCAUCGGGGAUGGGAAAACAGGUCCAAGAUGAGGAGUCCUUCCACCAAGAUCAUGGAUAUAAUGCGCAGUCCCAGUCUCUAAUACUUCAGGUCGCCGGCAAACUCGGAGCGGUCAAGGGAAGCCUCGCAGCACUCGAGAACUCGGCUUUCGGUAACAAGGAGACCUCGAAUUCAUCGUCAUCGGGAACUAACAAUAAUAUCAACAUUAAGGCACCACCUAUGAAGGCACGACCGACAGUCAAGUGCUUUCCAAAACCAAGUUUUGAAAAAUCGUGAUCUUGAAGAUGUUGAUUUUGUGAGUCGUUAGAUUGAGGACCUUGGAAAUUCAUCGUUUUAUGUACUAUUUGGCAGAAGUUUCGUGUUGGUCGGCAAUUGUAGUUCGAUGUCGCUUGUUCUUGUCCAGAGAAUCACGUUGCUAGAGUCGUGGUCCUAGAUGACAAGGAGCGGGUGAUGUAAGUGUUCGCGAUCGUUCCUUGGUUGGGGCGGUGAAAAACUUCGGGGCAUGUAUCGUUUGAAUAUUAAAGUUGAAUAUUAAAAUUGAAAACAACAACCUCAACUUAUCUACACUUUCUUGCAAGGAGUCCAGGGAGGACGUACUUCAGUCCGACCGAAUGAGGUAUAGAUACCUCUCUGCUUCAAAGAUCAUGUGCCUCUUCUAAGGAACAUGCUGCCAGUUCGUCGAGCAACAAUGCAACGAGCUCACUAUUGUCGGCCGCACUCCAGAAUGUAUCCAAGGCAACGACAGUAGACGUUUCCGGGAAGCAGGACAGCGCUAGAUCAGGGUCAAGUGCACAGCAGAAGUCGCCAGCUCCAGCGGUGAACAACAUUAUGCUAAUGGAACAAGUUUCGUCGGCAUUUGCGCGCACAACACACGCAGAAAAGAACGGCAACACUCUUUUCUUACCCUCAAUCUUUUUCGAUAGGAAUUUAGAAGAUUUGAGACACGUAUAAUGUCACGCAUCACAUCAAAUAUACAUCUUCAAUCUCUAAUCAACCCCCGAAGCCAGAAAUGCAGAUGCCCCCAAUUGAGGAGCCAAUCUGCCAACCGGUCGUGAACCCGUCGUCUCAGCUCCUGCAAUUAGCACGUGCCGCAAAGGAAGAGAAGGAAUCUUCAUUGCUUAUGGAUGGAUAAUGUCACUUGUUGACUUCCAGCAGACUGAUCGAAACAAAUUUUGUUAAACACCUCCUAGCUAACCCUCUCCUCUCUCUAAUCGCAAAUUGAACAGUAUGGAAAGCGAGGAGACGAAAGAUGGUAUGGCGGUGACAGGAAACAACCCCUUUAUGGAAACUGGUGACGGGACUCCGAAAAGCAAAAAAGAGCCUGUUGGCAUCUUGCCGCCACCAGGAAGACCUGCUAAGGUACUACUCGUACUCAUGAUUAGGGUAUCUUCGGUGAAGAUUUUGCUCCUCUUGGAAUGUAGCAGCUGUUGUAUAAGUACUACUGAAUGCAGCUAAAAAUUGUGGAUACGCGAUCCCUUUGUUUAUUAUACUUGCUAACUAGGUCUUCAUUCUCUUCAAAGAAAACUCCAUCUAUGACAAAAAAAAAGGUAAUUGCUUCAUCCUCCGGAGGUGGCAUCUGCGCUGCUGAAGACCCAGAAGUGCAAGAGGAAUUGCGAAAGUGGCUCGGUCAGGCUACAUUAUGAUUCGCAACUGAAGAUUCCAAGUUUCUUUUCUCAAUCAUGUACUCCGCAGCUGUCUGUGGGACCAAAACCAAACGGCCCUUUAGAAGGUGACCAUGCGUAUUAUCCUCGAUCCGACUCCUCUCUGGAACUGACUUGCUUCUAAGUAUUCGAAAACUCAAAAUAAGCGAGCUACUGACUGAAAUAAGAGAGUCUUGACUACGUUUCUCUCCUUUCAGUAUCUCCCUUAUUUUCAAUAGUUACUCGGUUAUUUCAGUUUUUCGAAUAAAUUCUUCCUCCCUUCUGCCUCGCAGCACCCUCUAAUCCCCGCCAAUAAGGACGCUCCAAAGGAUGCCAAUGCAAAAGUAGACCAGGAGCAGCAGGAAGAGAAGGUUAAGCCCGCAGCAGGAGCGGCAGGAACUGGCGGGGCUACAGCAAAACGAGGCUCACCACCAAGAGCGUCCACAUCCAGUAGCUGGGGAUCAGGUAGUAUUAUAUAUCAGUUUGGUUACUGAACACUGUUGCAAAAUAGACGAUCUAUUUAGAAGUCUUCCAAAGAUGAACACCAAUUCGAAUUCUAACUCCACAAGUAUAAGUACUCAAUCACGAAUGUUCUUGGUUUUUCUCAAUUCAAUCAAUCUUAUCAACAAUAGCAACGACAAGCAAACUCGAUCACGAAUGUUGAUUUUUCUCAAUUCAAUCUUAUCAACAAUAGCAACGACAAGCAAGCUCGAGCAUACCCCGCAGGAUGAAGUAAAGCAGAUGGAAGUAGAGGGUACAGAGUAAAGACAGUUCUGAAAAAAAGAGACCAUAAUGAUCCCCUCUUCGUUACCUGGGAUGCUAUUAAGGUCUUGUUGGUACUAUUAGGACUUCUGCUCGACGGACACUACUUGUGCUGCUUGUAUACCAUUCUACCUGUUCUUGCUGUUUCCUCCGAGGUGAAGGCUUGCUUAAUAUGCCGUCGCAAUCUACCUAGUGCUGAACUUUUUUCUAAUUCGAUCUAGAAGUGGAUGUGUAGAAACCUUAGGUAAGUUCCGAUUCAUAUUUUUCGACGUUGAAUGAUGAAUGAUGAGUGUUGUAUCUACUGCAAUCGCAAGAAUUUCAUUGGAGGUACUAGAACGAGUAUUGUCGCUUUGAGUUGUUGUUGGCUAGCCAUUUGGUUGUUAAUGUUAUCAUGUUACUUACUUUUAUCAGUUUCCUAGACAAGUUUUUACCUAAUUCUAUUCAGUGCGAUAAAACAAGCUUCAAUUUACAAACACAAGUUCGAUUUCGGUCUACUUUUGAAAUAUUGUAGUAAGAAAAGUAAGAUGUACAAGAUGAGGAUAUUUUUUGGUUUAGAGGCCCCCGGCGAUAACUCUAUCAGGAGCAGGGCCUCAUGUUGUGAUCUAAAUUGUUGAUAUCUAGUGAAAAGACAGAUACAAUUAUUCAUCUUCAUCAUUUUUAAACUUAUGCUGUAAAAAAUCGUGUUAGUCGUGUUGGGUAGAAAAAAGCAGCAACUAUGUGAGCAUUGUGAGCAUUAUGAUUUCGUUUUCGAUCUAUUUAGCAUGUAAAAUUUUGUCUUGAUUUGAUGUUCCUACUACCGCAGUAGCUUGAAAAGAAUCCUUGAAUAGUUUUGUUAGAUUUUUAUGAAUUUGUUAUCACACAUCGUUUCGAUUUGUUCGUGGUCAACAAUAUUUAUAUAUUGCUCAAUUUCACUACAUUUCAGCACGACAUUAUUACUUGUUUUUCGCACUAGUAUUAUUUGAACUUCUUUUUGUUUCAGUUUUUUUCAAUCAUUGUUAUUUUCAGUCAGAGGGUUAUCUUAUGAAUCUAGAAAUCCAAUGCGGAAAACUAAUGAUCACGACUAGAAUUUAGAGCAAAAUCGUCAUUGGAUGAAGGGAUUCAACAUGUCUGAGCAUUCAGUUGAGGAGGAGGCGAGUCAAAUCCUUGCUGCUGGUGCGUGCACUCGACAAGAGUUAAAGUUGUACUGCAAGGUAAAAGUAGGCUCUUCUUAAUUCAAACAAAGCACUAUCUAAACUAUCAAAGGUGGUUUGAUGAGGUUCUUUUUCUUGUUGUGAUGAAAAAGCGUCCAAGACGUCUUAAGAGGCGUACAGGAAGACUCCUUCUAAAAUUUGGUGUUAGAGUUGAAAGGCAGUCUAAAUCUCAAAUACAGUAUUUUUUCUUACAACUACAACAUCCCAUCUACUGAAUUCAUUGUGAAAAAUUUGAUUUGCAUUGAAUCUUCAAUUGGUUUCUCAUUGUGUUGAAUUUCUUGUCAAAAUAAUUUUGAUUGCUUGAGCACCUCAGGAUAUUCUCACGUUCCUCAUAAAAUUAGCAAUGCAUCGGAAUCUGCAUUGCUAAUGGAAAAUCUAGGGAGCGAGGUAUAGAAGGAAGAUAAUGAAUUGAAUUUAACAUUUUGUUUGAGAUUCAUCGACGAUUGUGUACUAGAUGUUGACUACUAGUGUUUUCCUGUUUCGAGGACAUUCAUAGUUGGUGACCACAGAAGAUUGGAUCCGUUUUGAAGGCAAGAAGACCUCUACUUUGUUGACAAGAAUUUUUCUGAACAGUUUUUUCAUGAAAGAAUUUGGAUGAAAAACGAAACGCAAC
Molecule: messenger RNA, 7808 nt
Organism: Amoebophrya sp. A25
Lineage: Eukaryota; Dinophyceae; Syndiniales; Amoebophryaceae
Source: the annotation of a GenBank genome assembly